UGCAUGCAUGUGCAUGCGUAUGAGAUCCUCAAAUAUGAGAUCUUCGAAAAUAUCGUGCUUAGUGGUUGGUUGUAAACAACAAAUUCAACGAAAGCCGUCAAGUGGUUCGAUCCCACUACAAAUGAUUGAAAAAAAAAGAAAGAAACGAAAUAUUUAUGUUUAUAGGACAGAUUUACCAACGCAUGCGCCUGUCGACUGUUCACCGGCCAUUAGCAACGACAUACCCGCAACGCGAGCAGAAACAGAAGAAGAAGCGCGUAGUUGUUGGUUUGGCAGCGCCGGGCGGUACCGUUUGUACCGUUGCGUUUGUUCGAAUGACAAAGCGAAAAGUGUCGGUCGACAUUGUUCCGAUAAAACAUUCGAUCGCGAACGAUCGUUGGUCGGAUUUCCACGGAGAAUAUUUCGGCGCGCGUUACGUCCUCGGUUAGAAGAUCGGUAGGAGACAUCGUACCAGACGUCCUGCCAGCGAAGCGAUCGCUUCCUCCGUUCGAAUGCCUCAAACCCGUUCGCGUAAAAUGAAGAGAAGACUGAUUCUGUGCGUCGUUUGUGCUAUCGUACUGGUCGUUAUUGUGAUUUCGACGAAUGGCGAUUUCAUUCAACGCGUGUCGCUUCUCGUGGACCUCGGCGAUCCCAACGAUGUCACGUGUUACUAUGAAAAUAACGCAGCGAACUUUCUUCCGAAUUAUUAUUCGGGAUCAGACGCCGAAGAGCCGAGGAACGACAGAAAUAUUUUUUUCCACGAGACAUCCUGCUUCAACGAAGAUAGCCUGAUUCUGAACGCACGCCAGGCGUGCGCCGUUGAAUCCGCAGCCAAGAUGAAUCCGAACAUGAAAGUGUAUCUAUUCUUUCUAUCCGCCGCGAGAACCUCCAAUCAGUCGAGAGAUAUCUUCGAUCUUUUACAGACUUAUCCGAACAUUAAGAUCAAGCAUAUUUACCCCGAGGAGUACGUAAAAGAUACACCAUUGGAAUUGUGGUACAAGAGCGGCAUGCUGCGAACGAGUCAAUGGCCAAGGAGUCACAUGUCGGACAUGCUCAGAUAUCUCACCCUUUGGAAAUACGGAGGGAUAUAUCUCGAUCUCGAUGUCAUCGUUACAACAUCGCUGGAGCGUUUAACGAACUUCGCCGGAGCUGAAGACUGGGACGACGUUGCCGCUGGCGUGAUGGGAUUCGAUAUGUCGUCGCUGGGUCGUCGCAUGGCCGACGCCUGUAUUCGUGAUUUUAAGACGAACUUCCGCGGUUACGAUUGGGGAAACAAUGGACCUGGCGUGAUCACAAGGACUCUGCAAAAUAUUUGUUCUACGAAAUACGCUCGAGAUAUGACCACCGCUCGCUGCCACGGCUUUAAAGUAUUCCCUCCGACGGCGUUUUAUCCGAUUCACUACAAAAACUGGAAAAUGUACUUCGAGACGAAGGAUAAGAAUGCGACAAUGAAGAUGUUGGAAAGAGCCAUGGCCAUUCACGUUUGGAACAAGCUUAGUAAAUCCGAAGAAGUCCGGGUGAACAGCGACGUUCCUUACGCCGUCAUCGCGCGGAGACAUUGUCCGAUCGUUUUUAAUAAUUGCGGGACGGUAUUUUAAAUAAUUGGAAAUGAAAGUUACCGUAAGAUAACUUUGAGUCUACGACUAGACUAGACGGAAGACUACGGGGAGAGUGAACUAUUUUUUGGUUACGUGACCAAUUCGGGAAACGAUGACUUAUUCUUCGGGACAAUAUUAGUUAAAUCUUCGCUAAGCUAGUCGAUAGGUUUUAACAAAAGGAAAAUAUUGGUUCGGCCGAAAUACGUACGAAGAUGUUUAGAUCUUUAGGAAAGUGAUGAAAAUUUAUAAAACAUAUCGUAGGGAAUUAUGCGUAUAAUUAUACAUAAUGAUAUUAUUUUUUCAUUGUAAGCAUUGUUAAUUCAUCACGCGAUGAUUAGUAUUUUAUCAAUGUUGUCGAUUAUUUAUUCCGUUUUGAAUAUUUAGUACUUUUGCACCAAGUUUGCAGACUGAGGCCAAAUUAGUUGUUUGAACGAAAUUAAAAUUGUAGUAGGUCGAAAAUUUAUCGAAGACCUUGCAACUGUGAUAAUAUCUAAGACCAAGUUCUAUAAGAAAAAACGAAAGCAAUGGAAACGUGUAUAGUAGAGACUAGAGAUAUACAUACGUAUACAUUAUGUAUUACGUCGACGGUUACGCGUUCUUUGGCGUCGACGUUGCUAAUUGCUACUUGGAACUGCUACAAACAGUAUUAACCGAUUCCGUCGCCAGACUUUACGUUUACGUUUACGAUAAUUCCUCGUUAGACAUUGAACAUUUUCUUCACCGUAACCGUGCUAACUAUGGACUUUUCAACCCAAAUUCUGCCCUAGCUUGCAUCUGACUAUCGUUCACAUUUUAAUGUUACAUAUUACCUUCGUAUCAAAUUCGAACGCAUAGUGCCAUAAAUUAAAAUGCAGAUGUUGUUAGAAUGAAUCGUCUUUGGCUGUGCAUUACAUUAUACGUUUUCACAAAUACAUUGAUUAACUGUGGAUUAAUUAUGCAAUAGAAUGUUAGAUAGGUGUCUAAUUGAGUAAAACUACAGGUAAGAAGUGUAUGUAUAUCAUUGCAAACAUAAGACUUAUUCUAUUAUAAUGUGACUAAUUCAAUCUGUACAGGUAGUAGACCAAUCUGUAUAGAUUCUUAUUGUUAGCUUGUCAUUUUAGAAAACCAUUUCAACAUUUUCCUAGCAUUGUAGAUGUACCUUGUCAGAGGUCCGAGGACAUCUUAGUAAGUAUUCUAUCAGUAUUGGAAGAGUAUUAGCGAACAACUAUAUCUAUAUUUUAUCAAUAUGGUAUCAUAUAGAGUCUAAAUCAUAUUUGCAUUGCUCCUUGGACCUCUUUGCAAAGAUAACACCUGUAUAUAAUUAUCCUAAAUAAUUAGGACUCAGAAAGUCUGUGGCAAAAGAUUUAAAAAUUUUAUUUAAAAAGACAGAUGUGUUGAGAAGUAAACGGCAUAUCAAAAGUCUGUAAUUUAUUUAUGCAUUAAAACUUAUAUGUCUACACGAUGAAACGUUCCAGAAAGUAAAACUAUUUAAGCAUUGAAUGUAAAAAGAGAAAAUAAAUGUGUUGCAAAAUGCAAAUAUGCAUUUCCAUAUACUAAAUUACUAUUGGAAUGAAAUAUCAAAUUAAUAAUGAUAAAUUAAGAACGUCUAGUUAUAUCUCGACUGUAAUGUUUUAUUUAAAUUUGGGUGCAGUAAUGUAAGACCUACUUUGAUAUACUUUGCAUAGAUUGCCUUGCAAGUACUUGAUUUUUAUAUGAAAUCGGUGUAAGUUUUAGUGGAAGUAUUUGCUCAAAAAUAGUAUAAAUAAAAACGUGUUUAGCGAUCGCAUGCAAAACAAUUUUAUACCAGAGAUAUACUUAAUUUGUAAAUAAAAAUUUACAAUAUGUAAGAAUUGCGACAGGAAGAUUAUUUUUAAAUUGUUUUCAAAUUAAUGCGAAAUUAAUGUGAAAAAACGUUUCGUAAGACGAUUUUUAGAUUGCGUAAAAUUUAAUCAUUGGUAUCCGUACAUUAAAUAAUAGUACAAUUACGUUUCGAUUUUACAAGAUAUCGUUACGUGACAUGUGUGUAUAACCAUAAGAGCUUUGUAUACUGUUUUUGAAUGUUCAUGUUCGUUUGUAUAUAAAAACAAAAUUUCUUUAAA
Hylaeus volcanicus is the source of this 3655-nucleotide messenger RNA. Its product is annotated as lactosylceramide 4-alpha-galactosyltransferase-like. The transcript has 5 exons. Gene Ontology annotation, molecular function: alpha-1,4-N-acetylgalactosaminyltransferase activity. The record is from RefSeq and is a predicted model, not a curated record. Gene Ontology annotation, biological process: glycosphingolipid biosynthetic process. The coding region runs from base 492 to 1577 and encodes 361 amino acids. Lineage: Eukaryota; Metazoa; Arthropoda; Insecta; Hymenoptera; Colletidae.